This is a messenger RNA of Capsicum annuum, 810 nucleotides long. RefSeq lists its product as uncharacterized. Gene Ontology annotation, molecular function: nucleic acid binding. Gene Ontology annotation, biological process: DNA integration. NCBI's taxonomy places the organism in Eukaryota, Viridiplantae, Streptophyta, Magnoliopsida, Solanales, Solanaceae. The transcript has 2 exons. The record is from RefSeq and is a predicted model, not a curated record. Bases 1 to 810 code for a protein of 269 amino acids.
AUGGCAGAAUACGAAGCUUGCAUUCUGGGAUUGGGAUUAGCCAUUGACAUGGAGAUCCAAGAACUAUUGGUACACGGAGACUUGAUACAUUCUCCUCCAUCUGAGUUACAUACAAUGACUGCUCCGUGGCCUUUUGUGGCUUGGGGAAUGGACGUAACUGGAAUAAUUGAACUGAAGGCCUCGAAUGGACAUAGGUUCAUCUUGGUAGUCAUUGAUUAUUUCACGAAGUGGGUGGAAGCAAUGACUUUUAAGUCAGUGACCAAGAAAGCAGUGGUUAAUUUUAUUCACUCUAACAUCAUUUGUCGAUUUGGCAUUCCGAAGAUAAUUGUCACUGAUAAUACUGCAAAUCUCAACAGUUAUUUAGUGCAAGAAGUGUGCCAACAAUUUAAGAUUAUGUAUCCAAAUUCUACUCCUCAUCGCCCAAAGGCAAAUGGAGCUGUAGAAGCUGCCAACAAGAACUUAAAGAAAAUACUUUGCAAGAUGGUGCAAGGUUCCCGACAAUGGCAUGAAAAGUUAUCUUUUGCUUUGUUGGGUUAUCGUACAAUGAUUCGGACUUCAAUUGGUGCAACUCUUUACUUGUUAAUGUAUGGAACUGAAGCAGUUAUACCUGCAGAUAUUGAGAUUCCAUCUCUUCGAGUAGUUGUGGAAGCUGAAAUUGAUGAAGACCAAUGGGUCAAGACUAGUUUGGAGCAAUUAAGCUUGAUUGAUGAAAAAAGAUUGACAUCAGUAUGUCAUGGACAACUAUACCAGAAGAGAAUGACACAAGCAUAUAAUAAAAAGGUGCAUCACAGACAUUUUGAAGUUGGUUAG